AUGUCAUCAGCCUCCAACGAACGGGUGGGGCAGCUCCAGGACACGCCUUCUCGUACCUCUGCAAAUCAUACUGCAUCGAUAAUCCCCCAAGCCGCACGUCCGGCAAGCACGCCAUCACCGAAAACCUCAGAACGCAACAACGCCAUUGCAUCUCCUCAAAUCCAAUCCGAAUUCUUGUCGGCAGGUAACCCGCUAACGGCGAUCCUAUCCAAGAACUCCAGUCCUGCCUCCAGCAUCACCUCAUCGCCCGUCAGGGUCGCACAAAUACUGACACCGACGCCGGCUCGAUCAUCGCAUCACUUCUCAUCCGCGGUGUCCAGCAGCUCCGAGGGCUCCAAGCGAGUGGUGAGAUAUUCUACCCGAAACAGCGCGUCGAGUCUCGAGAUCGAUUCGGACGACGGGGCCUUUGGCGACGAGGAUUCGGAGGCCGAGGCAGUGUCUUCUCGCUUUCCUCGACACAGGAAAGUCGAGAAUCCUCCUCGAGGCGAUCGGGCGGGCCCUCAAAUCUCCCAGAAUCGCGUCGCAGCGUCAGCGGCGUCGCACAAGCACACCAAAUCACCCUCCAGCGCUCGGCAUAUGGAAGACCCACCCAAUGUUGCCCCUUCUGAGCACCAAUCGCAGCGAGCCUCAUUAAACUCACCGCAACUUCCGCGAGACCCUGCGCCAGGUUCGCCCGGUCUUUCUCGUCCAGAAGGCCACAUCCGCUCCAUUCUCAAGGCACCAAAAGCCGGCUCUGGUGUCAUGUCGCUUGACCUUUCGGAUACCAGAAUUAGUGCGACGUGGGCGGCGAUCGCCUCCUCCGACACGCGGAUAUCAUUCUUCGUUUUGGGAUACCUCCACUCGGAAGGCACGUCUGCGCAACAUGAUCCAGUCAGGAGUUCGACCAUCUCCGCGGUGUCUACGGCAUCUACUCAAUCAACGGUCACUCUGCGACCCGGCGUGCCCCAGCCGAUGAUCGUCGUCGCCGAGGGCACAUACACGGGCGUAAAGGGUUUAAGAUCUAUCCAGGAACAUCUGAUACCGUCUGAAGCCCGUUUUGCUAUUUUGCGCGUCAUGGACAAGUACCUUUUGGUACAGUGCCUUGGGGAGGGUUUGAGGUGAGUGAAAUUCCUUGUCUUCAUGUUGUCUGCUCGGAUCAAAGAUGGCGAUGACGCGAGUCACGAAGAUCGCACAAUGUCGCGUGUCUCAUGGGUACAGCCACGGAGCUGUGCCGUCCCUCCCGCGCCUUCGUGUGCACGUAAUCGCACGGGCGAUCUCUUUGAUGGAAGAUGAAGAAGAGAAUCAAUGCUUCGAUGCACGGACCGCUGCGAGGAGUUGCAGUCCGGGGAGAUGCACUUCGUGCGAAGGCCAAGCCUUGAGGCACUUUUGGAAGGCAGACUUCCACUAUAACAGUGUGACUAUGAUUAUCGGCAAAGCUGACACGUCUGUACUUCUUCUGUCCCACAGCGGCGUGCGCAGAGCGAGGGCUUUAGUACACGGGCGCUCGCUGAUGGCUCACUUUCCCACGCUGACCGCGACGACAGUCGUAUCCAAAGCUGUUGAGCUCACCGACUUUUUGAUCCGAUUCAAACUCAAACUUAAUGCCGACACGCCAUUGCGCCCGCUGCGUAUACAUCGAGGUGAAACGGACGACGAGUGGGAAGAGACGGAUGCGGAAAGUGUUAGCGUCAUGCAAGGCCCGAUUCACGACACCAACGGAGGACACCAAUCGCCCGCCCUUGCAAGCUCGAGCGCAAGCUCCCCUGACCUUGAUGACGGACCUCGUGAUGGUCACGAGAGCCGCGAGAGCCGCUACGACUCUUCCAGGUACUCGAGAGACACGGACGCGAGUACUCCAUCUACACGUGACAUUGCCACGCCUUCCAGCCUCGGUGGAGACAUCAACGGAUUCCCUCUUCCUCCGGAAUGCAACGGCUUGGAACGUAAAUUGGCAGGUGAUGAGACUGAAGAUGGCAGAGCCACAAAGAUGAGCACUGCCAGCCAAAGCACUACCGGCUCCACCAUCUUAGGCUUGGGAAUGUCCUCUUUGGCGAAGGGGUAUCUCAGCGCCCGAACUAGCGUCGCCACCCAAAGAAUGCGAGAUCUCGCACCGACGCCUAUCACGGAAGAGGGCAGCUCGUACGACGACCGCAGAAGCUCAGUCGCGACGGAGCUUCCUAUCUCGAGUCAAAUUCCUCCUCGCGAGCGCGAGUUGCCCCCCCUUCCGCUCGAUGAGCCGGACGAGACCGAUGCCUAUGGUGGAAUCGGCGCCGAUGGUUCUGCUACACCGCGCGUGAAUACGUUGACGCUUGGCUCGACGGAGGCCAGACUCCUGGAACAGAUCGUGAGCCCUGAGCCCGGAGACGACGCAGAAGAGCGAGACCGGCUCGAGCGCGAAAAGCAAGACUUCUUGAGCUGGCAACACGAGCAAGCGGAGCGCAUUGAAGCGAAAGAAAAAGCCCGCGCAAAGCGGCGGGAGCGCGAAAGGAUCAAGCGCGACGAAAAGAAGCGCGAGCAGGUCAUGUCCAAGCUCAAGAGGGAACAGGAGAGCUGGGCGGGUGGUGACGUCAGUGAUACGCCCAAUGGCCACUCGAAUCCGAGGCACGAUACCCCAAACUCUGGCCGCCAUCGUCGCGUUGACAGCAGGCAGAGUGGAAGUGAGAGUCAGAGCGGCCGUAGCGCGCACACCCAAUCGGAGCUGCGUGGAGACAGUCGUAUCAGCAACAACAAGUCGUCGGGAGACGAGUCGAGCGAUCAUAGGAGACGCAAUGUCUUAUCACCGCUGGGGGCGCCUCCCAAUCUUGCCUUGCCGCCAACGCCAAGAACGCCCGCUCUCGUCCGCUCCCCACGGUCACCUCCCCCGUUGUCGCCACUGCCACGCACCCCCAGAGAAAUCGCAGCGGCACAUCGCUUGUCGGAGGGGCUCACCUCGCCGAAGCGUGCAAGCUUCCCAGAGGCUCGCAGUCCGCCGCUUGGGCCUGCAACGCUUCCCUCUCACGAGGCGCCACCUAAACUCGCUUCUAGCAGGCCUGUAUCGGCCAGGAUGAGCGAAGGACCGAGCAGAGCUGACGUCCGGUCUCCAGAAUUCAGGCUGCCAAUUCUCACUGCGGGAUGGACUUGCACGCCAGAGGCUGAAUUUCCUGUCGAUGAGAUAGCGCACGAUGAACGUGCUCAAUCUUCGUCCUCUACCGACUCGCCGAGUGUCGCGACUGGUCUCACGGCAAGCGCUGUCGACAGAUCACGAUCGAACUCGUUGCUGGCGUCAAGCAGUUCUCAUCACCAUGGGGCGGGACCUUCGUGGCCGUACCGCAGUCGCAAUCCCACGUGGAGCGGCAGUACUCUCAACACGGCUCCAACUUCCAUCGCGACAUCCCCACGAAGACCUCUGCUCAACCUGGGGAGUGCCGGAGAAGCUAGAAUUGGGCGUCACUCGCGGAACGGCUCGAAAGAUGAUGCAGCUCGCGACGGGGCAGUCUUGAGCCCAACAGCAGCAGUCACGACCACUCCAGAGCUCACGGGCAUGAUCCGAAAGAAGAAUUUGCCCCCACUUCCUAAGUCGUCCUCGGGCAGCGAGAAUGAGAGUAGUCCGGAAGAAAAGACUUUGUCAGCUGAAGCGAGACAGCGGGCACGAAUGGCGGAUCAGGCAGCUCUGGCAGCUCAGGCUCAGAUCGAAAUCGCCCGGGCUGAGCAGCGCAGACUUGCUUUCGAGAUCAGCGAAUCUGAGCGACGUAAUCGUGAGCGGAGCGAAGCUGAAGUGCUGAUACGUGCAAAAUGGGCAAAGGAGCAGGCGAGUCGCAAUCAGCUGGAUGCAUACGAGCGAAGCAAGCUCGAGAGCGAGGUGAGUCUGCUAGUGGAACUUCCUUGUGUAUGAUGAUGACGCGGCUGACAUCUGGCUUGCUCUCAGGAACGUCGCCGCCGCGCCCACGUCGCUGAACAGAAGCGAAAAGAGGCGGAAGCCGCCGAACGAGCUCGAGAGGAUCAAAGGCGCCAGGAGAUUGAAAUGCAAGAAGCCCUGGAGCAUUCGGCGCGCAAAAAGAGAGACGCGCAGGCACGAGAGGCCAAGCUCGUGGCGGAUGCUGACGCGGCUCGCAAGCGUGGAGAAGCGGCUGCUAUUCGGAAAGCGGUCAAGCAGCGCGAUCGAGAGAUGCUUGCCAAAGAAUUUCUGCGUUUGCAAGCUGCAGGCGAUAUGGUCUUGGAGGGAGAUUUGAGCGUUCAAAUUGGAGACGCUACGGGCUGGAAGAGGCGCUGGUUCGCGCUCAAAGACGGAGAAAUUGCAUUCUUCAAGACGUCUCAUGACGCCCAGCGGAAUACGCCCACCGAGCAUUACAACCUUAGAGGGGCCAUCGCAUCGAUCGAAGAUGCUUUCGAGGAGGCACAGAUGCCACACAGUUUCCGAGUCAACUUUACGAGCGAGAGCGGUAGCGAAUGUUUUGUCGCUUACACUGACACCGAAGACGACAUGGAGGUGCUGCUGGUUGGGAUGCAAACCUUGAGCAAGCAACUCGCCUAG
Ceraceosorus bombacis is the source of this 4489-nucleotide messenger RNA. NCBI's taxonomy places the organism in Eukaryota, Fungi, Basidiomycota, Exobasidiomycetes, Ceraceosorales, Ceraceosoraceae. The record is from the annotation of a GenBank genome assembly.